Tauraco erythrolophus (red-crested turaco) is the source of this 660-nucleotide messenger RNA. It is a transcript of the gene FGFBP2, whose product is annotated as fibroblast growth factor binding protein 2. The record is from RefSeq and is a predicted model, not a curated record. Gene Ontology annotation, biological process: cell-cell signaling. NCBI's taxonomy places the organism in Eukaryota, Metazoa, Chordata, Aves, Musophagiformes, Musophagidae. Gene Ontology annotation, molecular function: growth factor binding.
AAGAAUCUCAGUCAACUUCUCUCAGCAUGAAGAGGUUUGCUCUUCUUUUCGUAGUAGUGAUCUGCGGCAUGGGAGGAUUGGGACAGAAGCUGAAGCCAAAGAAAAGAAGCAAUGGCGAAGAAAUCAAUUUUCGGACUAAAACCAAAGAUGCUUGCACAAUGAGCAUGAGCGGGGACGAGGAGAUAAAACUUAGAAUUGAGUGCAAAAGCCAAGGCAUGUCCUACUGGUGCGAAUUCACUGGCAAGCCAUCAGUCUGUCGUGCUUUCAGAAACAAUCCAAAGAUGUACUGGAAUCAGAUCGCUGUGGAACUUAGAAAGCUCCCGCAUGCUUGCGAAUCCACCCAAGUGUUGAAGACCACCAUGUGCCAAAAGGCUCCCACAGAGGCUGUCAUGAAGCAAAUAGCUGCUGGUAUGGAGCCAGAAGAUCUAGGAAACCAGGACAAAUCGGUCCAGAAAACUUCCACUUCUAUGAGGGGAGCAGGGAAAAGCUCUGUUAAGAAAAUAGGGAAACCUGCAGUACUACCUCUUAUAAAACCAACCCAACGUGGUCGAGGGUCUGAAAAUGAAACGGAAGCAAUGAAACUGGCACGGGAACAUUGCUGGGAAUCCCUGCAUGGUUUCUGCUCCUACAUUAUUGGCAUCUUUAGAGGUUAAGGAUUUG